This is a messenger RNA of Zingiber officinale, 2207 nucleotides long. Its product is annotated as F-box/kelch-repeat protein SKIP11-like. The record is from RefSeq and is a predicted model, not a curated record. Gene Ontology annotation, molecular function: protein binding. The coding region runs from base 626 to 1915 and encodes 429 amino acids. The transcript is spliced from 2 exons. NCBI's taxonomy places the organism in Eukaryota, Viridiplantae, Streptophyta, Magnoliopsida, Zingiberales, Zingiberaceae. Gene Ontology annotation, cellular component: nucleus.
UAAAAAGGAUGAGGAGGGAGGGAGGAAGGUGGGGGUGGUUAUUCCAGGAGGAAUGAAGACGGUAGUUUAGUGCCGAAAAAGGGGCCUCCUUUCCUCUUUCUUCUCUUCCUCAUCCGCUCUCCUUGCCCAGCAUCAAUCGGGACCAAAUCCGGAGGAGAAGAAUAUGCCAGUUUGUGAGUAAAGCUUUUGUCUUUCAGCUGGGAUCUUUGUGUUUGUGGGUUAAAUUUUUGAGGCAGUUUCUUGUUUCCGAUGUCUCUGUGUUCCGCCCUCUUCUACUUUUCCCCCCAAUAAUAGAGCAUUCUUGGAAUCUCUAUGAUAAGAUUGAUAGGUUACAUUUUUCGCCAUCUAGAUCGACUCUUCGUCGAUUUUGGCCCGGAAGCAUUUCAUAAAAGGGCUAAAGGUUCAAUUUUUAUUGUAUACCGAACGAUGCAAACGAUGUGUAAACAUUGAUUCUAGAAUCGUUUUGUGUAGAGAAAAAAAAAACAAAGGUUUCAGUUUUAGUUGUUGCGGUGUGGUUGGUUUUUCAUUUUUGAUCCGGUGGAUCAUUUCUUGUAAAGGGAAUAGGGAUCUCAAAAUGUGCCCCGCUGGGAAUUAGGUUUUCUCAUUUGGUUUGGAAUUGGGAGAUAUGUUGGAAGACCGCCAUUAUUUGAUCUCCAGGGUGUUUGAGGGCAGUUCUGACCAAGAAUCCAAUUGGCAUUACCUGGCUUAUCAUUUCCAUGAGUCCUUGAACACCAAGAAACGGGUAUUAGACGAAGGAUUGGCAGAAGAGGAGGAAGAACGAGGUAAAAGGAAGAAAUCUCUGCACCAACCUGUUAGCCCCGACCCGGGAGAUAUGAAUCAAUCUCUCGACGAUUCUGAUGAUCACACAAGUAAUGAGGCACACGGUAAUUCAAACAUCUUGAACAGGCUCACUGGGGAUUUAAUAAUGACAUGCUUUCUGCACCUUUCUCGGUCUGAUUAUGGUGCAGUUGCAUCCGUCAACCAUGCCUUCCGCUUGAUGAUUCGGGAUCUCUACAAGCACCGACGCCAGCAGGGGAUAUCUGAACACUGGGUCUAUUUCUCAUGCACUGCCCUGCAAUGGCAGGCAUUUGAUCCGUAUCGCAAACGCUGGAUAAAAGUUCCUCCGAUGCCUGCUAGUCUUACUGAAACAUUUACCUUUUCAGACAAGGAAUCGCUUGCCGUGGACACGGAUCUCCUGGUUUUUGGACGGGAGAUGACUUCUUCUGUUGUUUUCAGAUAUAGCAUUUUGAGCAACUCUUGGUCCCCAGGAGUUGUUAUGAACUCACCAAGAUGUCUGUUUGGAUCAGCUAGCCUUGGGGGGAAGGCUAUUAUCGCUGGUGGCAUUACCAAUAACGGCGAGAUUCUGAACUCCGCAGAGCUGUAUGAUUCAGAAACUCGGAAUUGGGAGGCCCUUCCUCCCAUGAAUAGAGCAAGGAAGAUGUGUUCAGGAGUGUUCAUGGAUGGCAAAUUUUAUGUUAUUGGUGGAAUGGCUAAUGAAAGGGAGGUGUUGACAUGCGGGGAAGAGUACGACAUGAAGCGAGGCUCGUGGAAACUGAUUCCAAACAUGUCUGCUGGUCUCAGUGGUGAGAAUGGUGCACCACCACUUGUAGCUGUGGUGAACAAUGUGCUGUAUGCAGCUCGCUACGCUGACAAUGUUGUGAUGAAGUAUAACAAGGAGAAUAAUAAAUGGGAAUGGCUGGGAAAGUUGCCCGAGAGAUCUGACUCAAUGAACGGCUGGGGCAUCGCCUUCCGAGCCUGCGGCGAACGAUUAAUAGUUAUUGGGCGCCGAGGACCUCGCGGAGGGAUGAUUGAAUUAAAUUCUUGGGUUCCGAACGGAGGGCAACCUGAGUGGAAGACUAUUGCCAUUAUGCAAUCUGGUGACUUUGUUUUCAACUGUGCUGUCAUGGGCUGCUGAUUUUCUUCUUAUUUAAGGCAUAAUUGUAUUUUACUUCUUGCAAGAAAGAUGUACAAUGCUGGCUUGUAAGGAGGGGGCAUAAAACACUAAUUUUGCCUAAUUGGUAGUUUCUACCUUCUCUGAUAAUUUGGUUGAGCUGAUGAAUCAAUUGACAUCUGCCACAUCUGUAACAUCAAUUUGCAUAACUUUUUGUAUUCAUUUCUCCCCAUUCAUACACUUUAAGUUGGAAGUAUUCUGUUAAUUUUAUGAAACAGGACAGUGAAUGAAAAUGCUAUUUUGGCUAUUUGUAUCA